CAAGACAGGUGCUGGAACCACUGAGCCAAAUCCUCGGCCUAUAUUUGCUUUUAAAACUUGUAUUUUGGUUUAUAGUUAGGACCUCAGGCAAGAAAUGGUUAGUUUUUAGGUGGAUUUUGUUUUUGGCUUGCUAUAAACAUUCUUCAUGCAGGGUUGGGGAUUUAGCUCAGUGGUUUCACCGCCUGCUGUGCAAGCGCGAGGACCCAAGUUCGAUCCCCGAUACCAAAAAAAAAAAAAUUCUUCAUGCAUUUCUGCAGUGAAUUUAGUUCCUGUUUAUCUUGUUUGAACCAUAUUUUUAAUGGAAUAUUUAAGCAGAUGAAUAAGGGCAGUGUUUACAACCUAGCCCACAGUCUAUCCCUUCCAGUUUGUUGUGGGCACUGGUAGAAAAUGUUGGUUAUAUUGCAGAAGGAGCUCAUCCACUAAUCCUUUCUCCUACUUCGGUGCCUCCAGGGAGUCUACUUUCAGCAACUGGCUCUGCAGGGGAGACUGACGUCAUUUUCCCAACGGCUGUGUUCAAAACCACCCAAAGGGUUUGAAAAAGUCUUUAAGAGGAGUGGAAGAAACACAGACUCUGACAAAUCAGCAGCUCCAAGAAAAGAAACUGGUGAGCCAAAGAAUGCUGGGCCUGGAAGAGAUGGAGGCAAGAGAGGAGGGCCGGGGCAUAAUUUUGCCUGGUGGAAACGGAUGCAGAAGGGAGAGUUUCCCUGGGAUGACAAGGAUUUCCGAAAUCUGGCCGUUUUGGGGGCAGGUGUUGCUGUGGGAGUUUUCUACUUCUGUUUUCGAGAUCCUGGAAAAGAAAUCACCUGGAAGCACUUUGUGCAGUAUUACCUGGCCAGAGGCUUGGUGGACCGGCUAGAAGUCGUGAACAAACAGUUUGUGCGGGUUAUUCCUGCCCCAGGGACCUCUUCUGCGAAGUUUGUGUGGUUCAACAUCGGCAGUGUUGAUAUCUUUGAGCGGAACCUCGAGUCUGCUCAGUGGGAGCUGGGGAUCGAACCCACCAACCAGGCCGCAGUGGUCUACACCACUGAGAGUGAUGGCUCUUUCCUGGGAAGCCUGGUGCCUACCCUUCUUCUGGUUAGCAUCCUUCUCUAUGCUGUGAGGAGGCACUCGAUGGGGGCCGGGCGCCGCGGGCGAGGAGGAGGCCUCUUCAGUGUUGGUGAGACAACAGCCAAGAUCCUGAAGAACAACAUUGAUGUGCGAUUUGCAGAUGUAGCUGGCUGUGAAGAAGCCAAAUUGGAAAUUAUGGAGUUUGUGAAUUUCCUGAAAAACCCCAAGCAGUAUCAGGACUUAGGAGCCAAAAUCCCAAAGGGAGCCAUGCUCACUGGUCCACCUGGUACCGGCAAAACACUUCUUGCCAAAGCAACCGCAGGGGAGGCUAGCGUGCCCUUCAUCACUGUGAAUGGAUCAGAAUUCCUGGAAAUGUUUGUUGGUGUUGGGCCAGCAAGGGUCCGUGACAUGUUUGCAAUGGCUAGGAAAAACGCUCCUUGUAUCUUAUUCAUUGAUGAGAUGGAUGCCAUUGGCCGGAAGCGAGUCCGAGGGCACCUUGGGGGUCAGAAUGAGCAGGAGAACACCCUGAACCAGAUGCUUGUGGAGAUGGAUGGAUUCAACUCCACCACCAAUGUAGUGGUGCUGGCAGCCACUAACCGCCCUGAUAUCCUCGACCCAGCCCUAAUGCGCCCUGGCCGCUUUGACCGCCACAUUUAUAUUGGUCCCCCUGACAUCAAAGGCAGGUCCUCUAUCUUCAAGGUCCACCUGCACCCACUGAAGUUGGCUGAAAGCCUCAGUAAGGACUCCCUGGCAUGGAAGCUGGCAGCUCUCACUCCAGGCUUCACUGGUGCUGAUAUUUUUAAUGUGUGCAAUGAAGCUGCGCUGAUCGCAGCCCGCUACCUGAGUCCUUCUGUUCAGGAGAAGCACUUCAAGCAAGCCAUUGAGAGGGUCGUUGGAGGCCUUGAGAAGAAGACCCAGGUCUUGCAGCCCAGUGAAAAGACGACCGUGGCCUACCACGAGGCCGGGCAUGCAGUCGUGGGCUGGUUCCUGGAGCAUGCAGACCCCCUGCUGAAGGUAUCCAUUAUCCCCCGGGGCAAGGGGCUUGGCUAUGCCCAGUACCUGCCCCGGGAACAGCACCUCUACACAAGAGAGCAGCUCUUCGACCGCAUGUGCAUGAUGCUGGGGGGCCGGGGGGCCGAGCAACUGUUCUUUGGGCAGAUCACCACAGGGGCGCAAGAUGACCUAAGGAAGGUCACACAGAGUGCCUAUGCACAGAUCGUGCAGUUUGGGAUGAGUGAGAGGCUGGGUCAGGUGUCCUUUGACCUCGCACGCCAAGGUGAGGCCCUGGUGGAGAAGCCCUACAGCGAGGCCACUGCCCAGCUCAUCGAUGAGGAGGUUCGGCACCUCAUCAGCUCUGCCUACGAUCGCACUCUAGAGCUGCUGACUCAGUGCCGGGAGCAGGUGGCGUUGUUCCAGGUGGGCCAGCGGCUGCUUGAGAAGGAGGUGCUAGAGAAGGCUGACAUGGUUGAGCUGCUAGGCCCUCGGCCCUUCGCGGAGAAGUCCACCUAUGAGGAGUUUGUGGAGGGCACUGGCGGCCUGGAGGAGGACACAUCCCUUCCUGAGGGGCUGAAGGAUUGGAACCAGGGACAGGAGGAGGGGGACACUGAGCAGCGCUUGCAGGGGAGCCCUACAUAGCACUGCUGUAGUCAGAUCCUCUCAGAGCAACUGCCAGAACCACCAGGACACAUGAAACCAGCGAGAACCACAAACAGGUGUAUUGGGGGCACUCAGGACCCGCAUAGGGGGGCUGGGUCAUGGCAGCAGCCAGCCAGGAGGUGGCUCCAGGUGGCUUCCUUGGCGAACAGCCAAGGAAGGCAGAUUUCUCUCCCAGUCCCUGGGUGUGAUGUCAGCCAGGGUUCUGUGCCCUUGAGAGCCUUACCCUGGCCUUUCCUUUGAGGUGGGACUCAGUUUCCUGAAUGUCUUAAAGUCACUCAUGGGAAGGUCUUGGCUCAGCACUGAUGCCCUCAAAGGCUGCUGAGGGAGACCCAGGGAAAUCAUGAGCCUGUGAAGGGAUUUUUGUCACCAAGGGAAGGCUAGAUGUUAGUCAUGUUAGACUGCUGGGAAGUGGGUCAGUGCUCAGAGAGGAAACCCAGAGCCAUCAAGGAGUGUGGCUAACGGAGGGAGGUGGACCUUGGGACGCACCUGCCUGGGUUAGCCCUGCCCGAGCACCUGGUCUUUGGGCAGGUGAGGCUUACCGACCAGUGUUCCCUAAGGGGGCCUCCUUCCCCACAGAGCGAGGGUCUCCAUGACUGUGCUGGCCCUCAGAUCUCUGUGGCUGCCUCUUGGCCGUGGCGUCACGUUGACCCUCUUCCUUCCCAGUAGGAGGAAGGCUAGCUCCAGCUUGUGAGCUGAAUGCCUUUUUAAUGCCAUGGGCUGAAAAGCCCUUUUCCUUGCCAGAUGUAGUGAAUUUUGUGAAGGCUGUAGGGUUUCAUGAAGGUGUCCCCAUGCGUCCUGAACCUGCUGAGUCACAGGAUACAGAGCUGUGAGCCAUCACUCUUGACCCCCUGGCACCUCUUAGUGCUCGUGAGCUCAGAAAUAGAGGUCCAGCUGGGAAUGGGCACUUUUAACUCUUGUUUGUAAAAUGUACAUUAUUGAAAAUUUAAAUCUCCAGGGCUCAGCCUCCACCAAACCCAGAUUAGCGAAGCCACUAAGGGUCCUGUCAUGGCCUCAUCCUGAGGUCCCUGUGAUGGAGGUGGGGUGCUCUGUCAGGAUGUCACAGCACUGUGGCAGGACCUCCGGGCUGGCAUUGUCAGCAUCGUAUGGUGGUGCUGUGGUGGCCUGGGAAGUGGCUGACCUGGCAAUUGGUUUCUGCCAACACCACCAUAUAGUCACUGGGUCUGUCUCUGAGGCUGGAAUGAACCCAGGCCCUUUGAGUUGAUCUCCCUGCAGGCUCUCCAUCUUCACCAUGUCGGGUCCAGUUGCCCCAGCCCCCAUCCGCCACAGCUGCACGUUGAUGACCCAGACAGUCUGAUGCCAGGGUGCUGAGCCUCAUGUGCCUGUCGGGUACAGGCCUCAUGCUGUUUGUUGGCGCCCCACAGAUGGAGCCUGUGGGAGCUGCGGGCAGAUGGCCCCGGCCUGGUUAGAACUGAGGCAGCUGAGGCAGCUGAGGCAGCCGAGGCAGCCGAGGCAGGCCAGCCUGUGUCCACCUCACCUCCCUCUCUGGGAGUGGGAUUUGCAGUGUCCCGGGAACUAUGGGCCUUCCCUGGGAAACAAACAGGGCAGUUGCAGUCUGACUACCUGAGUCCUCUGCUGGCUGGGUCCCACACCCACCUUGGCUCCUGGGUGAUUGAAGUGGGCAAGAUCUGGCUCCAGGGCUCCCCAGCGACACAGCUGUGGGGGAACAGAGGGGUCUGGGACACCUGCAUGGGGAAGGGGUGUCACCUAGGAACCAGAAACCCAGGGCACUGGUCCUUAAAAUGACACCCAAGUAAAUAAAGCCUGGUGCAGAGAGCCCUUGAGAUGCCAGGCAGAGAAUGACCCAAGGCCACAGAGUGCCCCACACUCGUGUGGGCCCACUGUGCCCUGGUGUCAGCUAGAGAGGAGGAGGCCAUGCUGGGUGUGGUGAUGCCCACCUGUAGUCCUAGCAUUCUGGGAGGCUGAGGCAGGAGGGUCGCUGUGAGUUCAAGGCCAGCCUCUCAUAGUCCAAGGCUGGCCUGAACUGUAUAUCGAGGUCCAGUCUCAAAAAAUAAAAAUAAUAAUAAAAGGGGCUGGGACUGUAGCUCAGUGGAGAGGCUCUGGGUUCAAUCCCCAGAACCACAAAAAAAAAGAAAGAAAAAGGAAGAGUCCACAGGAGGCCUUUAGACGGUGGUGAAGCUUUAAUCCCACUCUGAACGUGCGCUAUGGAAGCUACAGCAGGAAGGUCGGGAGGCGUGGGACACACACUGCAGAGGUUGUGUGGUUUUAUGUCCUUUGGGAACCAGGGAUGGUGUUUACUGGGAGGCCUGGUGUGCGGGAAGUGGCACCAGGGCAGAGGGAAGCUUCUGGGUCCUGGCAGGAGCCCUGCCGCCUGGGUCUCCAGGAGCAUGUGGUGGGAGUGAAGCUAAGGUCCUGCUGCCUUCCCCAGAAGCGUCAGCAGGGACAGGAGGGCAGGUCACUUUGGGGGGAAGCAAGCUUGAACUUGCGCUUCGAAACCAGUCUUGGUUUGUGGUCAGUCCAGACGCCUGUUUGUCCAUUUGCAAUGAACAUCCAUCCUACCAGAGAGCAGUGGGCUGGCCCUUCCAGACCCACCAGAGCCAGGCCACCUCCCUAUGUAACUGCCUGCCUUGGGACCUGGGGAUGGGCAUAAGGGUGUGGCGGGAGGGAGGCCUGCCCCAGCAGUCUAGGCUGUCAGGCAGUUGGCCGUGUGUGGUGUUCCAAGCUGGGGAGGUGCACCGGGCCCUCACCCUGCGGCUGUCACAUGGGACUGAGAGGAGACACGGUCUUGAAGUGGGCUGGGAAGGGGCCCUGGUACCAGCAGUGCCUCCCUGGGCCAGAGGGGUGGGCAAGACGGAGAGUGUGGUGGAGAUGUUUGCCUCGGGCCCACACAUGGCUGGAUGGCAGAGCACCUCGUGGGCCACACCGGGCCCACUCUGGCUUCCAAGCCUCGUGGCACAGGACCUGUGGAGAUUGGGGCUGAUGUGAGGACUGGUCCUACGGACGGGAGGUUGCAGAAGGCCCAGGCUGUGCUUGCUUCAUCCUGAGCCGUAAUAUCAUGGCCCUGUCGUCCCUGUCCAGGCCAGGCCUAGGCAGCAGCUGGAGGUAAGGCUACUGGGCUGUGCUUGUGCUGGGUGCCCAGAGGCCUGUGGCUGGCAGCACUUCCCUGGCUACCAGGAAGCUGGCUGCCAGGUGACAGCUGGACCCUUGUGGGGAGGGUGCAGUGUGUUGCCAGGCCAGGACUGUCUGCGUUUGCCAUCGUGAGGGUAGGUGGCCCAGCAGUGGAGACAGCCUAGUCUUCCUUGGGCCCCUCCACGGUGAGAAAUGUGUCCACGAUCGCAGCUUGCCGCUCCGGGUCUCCAAGCGGCUGCUUCUCUCGGUUCUGCUCGGCCCUCGUCCUCGUCCAGGAGGGGGAGCGUAGGCAGCCUGCUCGGGGCAGUGGGUGCAGACCUGGCGGGAACAGGACAUGGGCUCUGUGGGCCCUGGACGCCUUGAACACAGGGCCUGCCCUACACAUUGAGAUGUGAACGCGGAGUGCGGGCCUUGUCCCCAGAGGCCCUGCUGCCUUGGCCAUGGCUCACAGCUCUGCCUGUGUGACCCAGCACCAUUGUCACCUGUCCCACACGACUCUUCAUUCCCUUCCUAGGGAGAGGCUGUGAGCGCUGGGGGUGGUGGCUGCAUCCAAGCCCCUGCCUAGCCGCAGGCCACUCCGCCCUGUGCACAUCUGUGGGCACGCAGUGGGGCAGAGCUGGAAGGGGCUCAUAUCGAAGGUGGCUGAGCCAGGGUCUCCAGGGAUGCACAGGCUGCCCCCACCUCCUUCCAGGGAGCAGGUGGACAGCAGGCCCACCGGCAGGGUCCUCUGUGGGGUUGCUCCUCCAGUGAGGCCCCAGCAUGUGUGUGGGUGGGCAUCGACCGGGGCCAUGUGCAGGCUCUGGCCUGGCUGGGGUGGGUGGGGGAAGCAGAGCCUGGGCCAGACUGUGGGGUGGGGACUGGCUCCUUUGUUUGCAUGCCCCAGAGCCUUCACUGGGCAACUGAAGAUUGCAUUGAUGACCUUCAGUGCUGGAGACAGACUGAAGGACCCACAGGGCUUAGGAGAGACACCAGGCAGUGCCAUGGGGCCUCCUGGUGUGGAGGAGGCAGACAAAGCAGGAGGGCUGGGGGCCUGAGCCAGUCGGCAUGGUUCUGAACAACCCGUACUGAACUCAGGACUUCGGGCCUGCCAGGUGGACGUGGCACCACGGAGCUACAUCCCCGGCCCUUCUGGUUGCCAUGCUUCGAGAACCAGAGGCGAAAUCAAGUCGGGGUUAAGGAGGGGCCCAGCUUGGCACAUGCAGCUCACCCCACUUUUGUGCUUGGCCCAAGUUAUAAUUAAAGGUCACAUUUAAUACAUUCUACUUUUGAAAGAA
Molecule: messenger RNA, 7085 nt
Organism: Heterocephalus glaber (naked mole-rat)
Lineage: Eukaryota; Metazoa; Chordata; Mammalia; Rodentia; Bathyergidae
Source: RefSeq, a predicted model, not a curated record